Molecule: messenger RNA, 1335 nt
Organism: Galendromus occidentalis (western predatory mite)
Lineage: Eukaryota; Metazoa; Arthropoda; Arachnida; Mesostigmata; Phytoseiidae
Exons: 2
Coding region: 1-1335 (444 amino acids)
Source: RefSeq, a predicted model, not a curated record
AUGGAACUUGUGCUCGCGCAACUGCCAACGGAUUUGUCUGUGAGUCAGGUCGGGAAAGCCAAAGACCUCCAGGGACGCUUCGGGGGUCGGGGGAGCUCGUGGUCCCGUGAAGAGACCUCCAUCCUGCUGGAUGUGUACGAAGUCGAAAUGGCCAAAGAAGACGCUAACUUCGACAAGAACUCGCCGACUAUGAUGGUGCCAAAGUUCCAGUCAAUUUAUCGAACGAUUUCGGACGUUCUCACGCAACACGGUUUUCAAAGGAGUCCUAUGCAGGUUCGGGAGCGUUUGAAGAGGUUGAAGCGCGACGUCCGAGAGCACAAGCAAGGCGAAUUCACCGCACGAGUCAGUGCCAUCGUCGGACGAUCUCCGUACACUCGACCGAGUCUCAUUCAACAGGCUGCUCUCGGCCGAGACAAAAUUCUGAAAGAUAUCAACGAGAAAGACCGAAUCGAAGGAUAUUACCCGAUCACCGACAUGAUGUCAACCGAGAUCUCAUACCCCGACGACGAUGAGCCCACUUCGGACAGCCCGAUCUCGAUGAAUGCCGAAGUUCCAGAGGGUGUUUCUUCGGAAACCGAUCACCACGAUUCAUCUUCCUCGUCAGAACACGAAGAGUCCAAACCGUCGCACGGCCGAAACGAGAAACAGAGAGUGCCCAGUGCGAGUGGCCACAGUACGGUCAUCGCCGCCCCGAAGGAAAAGAGCUCGUUGAGCAUGUCGUCCAGUUCGAGCAGCAUGAGAUCUUCGCCUAUCAUGCGUAGUCCCCCCCAUACCCCCCAUCUACCGUUGCAUCCAGCGCCCACCAGAUCCCAAACCCCGUACACACACUCGAUGUACGCCGCUAUCGAAAACGCCUACAGACAACGGAUCUACAAAGAAGAGAUGGACCUGCAACCGGUGCCUAGCCCGGCACUGCCCAUGAACCUCUCGAUCCAUCAGGGCAUGAUGUACGCGACGCAUCCUACCACACUCAGCAGUACCGUGUCUCUCGUGCCGCCCAGCAGCAAGUCCCAGACGCCCGUAAUUCAGCCCCCGCAGCGAUCGGCUUCUCCGCAAUGCUCUCAUUGCUCGCAGACCCUGCAGGAGCAAAGACGAAUCAAUGCUCUGCUGCAGAAGAUCGUCAGCGAUAACAAAGCCAGCGCAGAGAACCAACUUUUGUUCCAGCGGCAGAUGCUCGCACACCUCAACUGCAUCACGUACACGUUGCAGGGCCUGGCGGCGCAGAGGAUUUCGACGGACUCCAAGCGGUACUCGUCGUCCGAAAGUCACAGCAACCCGGAAGACAACGACGCCGGAUCGCCGCUCACGGCUUCUCCGAUAAGAGACCUCCACUGA